AUGCCUACAGGCAAGCGUAAACCCACCAAAAGACCACCACCCAAGAGAUCUACAACCUCCCACAAACCAAGUUACAAACGACGCAGUGGCAAAGAAUCUCUCACUGCUGCCGAGCGAGCAAUGGACGAUUCAGAAGACGACAAUGAUUAUCAACCGGACCUGCAACUUGAAGAACAAGAUUCAGAGGACGACUCAAGAAACCCUGUUGACUUAUCUACAUCUAGCCAACAUCCUCCAACCAACAACUCAAGUCGACCUGCUUGUUCAACAAACACUAAUUCAAACACAAGCCCACAACCAACUGGCACAGCUUCAACUCACAAUCCAAAUCACACACAACUAACCCUUCAUAACUAUUCCACUGUUGGCAAAGAGCUUGGACGACCUGCCCUUGAGAGGAUGUUGAAUGAUCCAAAAAGAAAGACUCAAAAUCGACCCCCAUCAGCUAUCUUAGGCGAGGCUCAGGCACUUCAGGGUUACUACACGAUGGACAAGAUGAGCCUAUCUUUGGUUGGCAACACCAGCCUCGCAACUCUGGAAUCUGCACUAUUUGAAGGCCCUAUAUCACAUGACCGCAAUGGCUACACCACAUGGAUGAGCUACAGCUUGGCCAACACAGUGCAAAUCUCAAUGCCUGCAGGAGGACAAUCGGAGGGCUUUGCCGAACAUAAUCAAAACUGUCGUAAAUGGACAGAACUGACAGAGACUGAGUCAGAGACGUUUCAGCCAAAACUUUUUGAAAAGCUAGCCUACGCGCAUUUCACAAACAUCGCCACACCGGUUUCCGAAGAAGAACGUGCAACGGAUCAAGAGAUAACCCAGUACAUGCACCAUUUCACCCGUCUUGCUAAUCUCGAUAAGGUAUCCAAACAUCUCCAAAGUGGGGUACUGGGUCAGACAAUAGCAAAAUCUCUUGCUGUUAUUGAAAAGAGGGGUCCCGAAGAGAUUGGAAAGGUAGCCACCCAGCUCCAAAGUAUCUUCAAAAGAUUUGGCAUUCAUUCGCACCUUCUGGUAGCCAGCUGGAAUCCAAAGACCAAGCUCGAAAACCCUAUGUGGAAUCCUGAAUAUACUACGAGCCCUCGAUGGGCUGAAUACGCCAAGAGAACUCAUCACCUUGCUAGAGACUUCGCCAUUCGGUCCACUGCAGCCCAAAUUGAGUUCACUGAAACCCAAAAAUCCACUAACCAAAACGACAAAACACCUCAGGUCACAAUGAGGACAAAGCUCACCAACUUGCUGAAUAACGAGAUAAGGAAGAAUUUGCCGCAUCCGCCUCAGGGACCAAAGCACGACGUCUAUCCAAAGACCCCCAACCCACACGAGACUAUAGCAGGCCGGUGUUACCAAGGCGUUCAGUUGGCCGUCCGUCAAGCCACUGACUCGCAGGUGACUCAGGAGAUGCUUACUCUAGGAGCCAAAGGCGGACGUCUGACCGACAAACAGGUCAAAACCUGGAUUGAAGAUAUUGAAGAAGGAAGGUAUUCCAUACACGUGGCAACUGCAACCACAACUGCAACAAACGGCUAA
Messenger RNA from Melampsora larici-populina 98AG31, 1527 nucleotides. RefSeq lists its product as uncharacterized. The transcript has 5 exons. The record is from RefSeq and is a predicted model, not a curated record. Lineage: Eukaryota; Fungi; Basidiomycota; Pucciniomycetes; Pucciniales; Melampsoraceae. The coding region runs from base 1 to 1527 and encodes 508 amino acids.